UUCCUGGCUCUCAGCACAGGAGUUUCUCUUUCUCUUCUUCCUGCUCAGCCAUUAGCUGUCAGCCCAGCAGCCAGCAGGAGCCAUGGGAAACUGGGAGUCCCACCUGUACACAGUGCCUGCUCAUAAACUGGACGGGCUCAUCCGGGACUCGCUGAGGCCCUCUGAAGACUGUCAGAAGCACAUCGACAGCACCGUGAACACCCUCUGUGCCGCCCUGCAGGAAGCCGAGCCGCUCUCCCUGGAGAAAAGUGUCGCCAAAGGUGGCUCCUAUGGCCGGAAAACGGUCUUAAGAGGCAACUCCGAUGGUACGCUCGUCAUCUUCGUCAGUAACCUUGAAAAAUUCCAGGAUCAGACGAAAAGCCAACAGGAAAUCUUCAAGAAAAUCUGGGAGUGUCUGAGAGCCUGUCAGGUCACAGGCCUGGAAGCCAAGGUGCAGAUCCAGAGGCCCAACAGUGGGCUCACCAUCCAUGUGUCCUCAGGAUGCCAAAGCAUCACUUUUGAGGUGCUGCCUGCCUUCAAUGCGCUGGGCUUAAGUGAGAAUCCCAGCCCCUGGGCCUAUCGAGAACUCAAAAGAUCCUUGGAUAUGACAAACGCUCAGCCCGGUGACUUCUCAGUGUGCUUCACGGAGCUCCAGCAGAAGUUUUUUGACAACCGUCCCAGAAAGCUGAAGGAUUUGAUCCUCUUGGUAAAGCACUGGCAUCUGCAGUAUGUGAUAAAGCAGGACAAUUUCCCCCUGGCGCCCUCAUAUGCUUUGGAGCUGCUUACAGUCUACGCCUGGGAACAGGGGUGUGGAGCAGAAGACUUUGAUAUAGCUGAAGGCAUCAGAACAGUUUUGGGGCUAAUCAUGCAGCAGAAGAAGCUGUGUGUCUAUUGGACAAUCAACUAUAACUUUGAGGAUGAGACUGUCCGGAACAUUCUGCUGAGCCAGCUCCGAUCGCGGAGGCCAGUAAUCUUGGAUCCAACCGACCCAACCAAUAAUGUGAGCAGAGAUGAUGUGUACUGGCAACAGCUAAAAAAAGAAGCUGAAUGCUGGUUGUCUUCUUCCGGCCUGAACGAGCCACCUGGACCAUCUUGGAAUGUUCUGCCAGCCCCGCUCUUCACGACCCCAGGCCAUCUUCUAGACAGGUUCAUCAUGGACUUUCUCCAGCCCAGCAAAAUCUUCCUAGAUCAAAUCAAGAAAGCUGUUGACAUCAUCUGUACAUUCCUUAAAGAAAAAUGCUUUCAACAUUCAACGACAAAGGUUCUGAAGGUUGUCAAGGGAGGGUCGACCGCCAAAGGCACAGCUCUGAAGAGCGGCUCUGAUGCCGACAUCAUCGUGUUCCUUAACUCGUUUAAAAACUACGCCUCCCAAAAAACCGAGAGAUGCAACAUCAUCAAGGAAAUCCGCAAACAGCUGGAAGCCUGUCAGCAGGAGAAGGAGUUUGAAGUGAAAUUUGAGAUUUCAAAAUGGAAGGCUCCCAGGGUGCUGAGCUUCUCUCUGAAAUCCAAAGUCCUCAAUGAAAGUGUUGACUUCGAUGUGCUGCCUGCCUUUGAUGCGCUAGGUCAACUGAAUUCUGGCUCUGCGCCCAGCCCCAGGGUCUACGCUGAGCUCAUCCACCUGUAUAAAUCCUCAGACGCCGUAGGGGGAGAAUUUUCUACCUGUUUCACGGAGCUGCAGCGUAACUUCGUGGAAUCCCGGCCCACCAAAGUGAAGAGUUUAAUUCGCCUGGUGAAGCACUGGUACAAACAGUGUGAAAGGAAACUGAAGCAAAAGGGAUCUCUGCCCCCGAAGUACGCCUUGGAGCUCCUCACCAUCUACGCCUGGGAGCAGGGCAGCAAGGUGCCGAAUUUUGACACGGCCGAGGGUUUCCGGACGGUCCUGGAGUUGGUCACAAAGUAUCAGCAGCUCUGCAUCUUGUGGACGGUCAAUUACAACUUUGAGGAUGAGACCACGAGGAACUUCCUCCUGACCCAGAUGCAGAAAACCAGGCCCGUAAUCUUGGACCCAGCUGAACCCACCGGCGACGUGGGUGGAGGGGACCGGUGGUGUUGGCACCUUCUAGCAAAAGAAGCUACCGAAUGGUUGUCCGCUCUCUGCUUCAAAGACGGGAAUGGACAUCCUGUACAAUCAUGGAAAGUGCCAACAGCUCAGACACCAGGAAGUUGUGCAGCUGGGAUGCAUCCUAUUACCAAUGAGAUGUUCUCACUCAGAAGUCGUAGAAUCCUGGCAUAAUAAUGCUAGGAGAAAUUUCUAGAGGUCACCUGGCAAUUGCUUUUAAAGAAUCAGUUCACUGUGUAAAAUAGUAACCAGAUC
Messenger RNA from Ceratotherium simum simum (southern white rhinoceros), 2293 nucleotides. The record is from RefSeq and is a predicted model, not a curated record. Lineage: Eukaryota; Metazoa; Chordata; Mammalia; Perissodactyla; Rhinocerotidae.